This is a messenger RNA of Lodderomyces parapsilosis, 969 nucleotides long. It is a transcript of the gene RBT7, whose product is annotated as Rbt7p. Lineage: Eukaryota; Fungi; Ascomycota; Pichiomycetes; Serinales; Debaryomycetaceae. The coding region runs from base 1 to 969 and encodes 322 amino acids. The transcript has a single exon. Gene Ontology annotation, biological process: RNA catabolic process. Gene Ontology annotation, cellular component: extracellular region. Gene Ontology annotation, molecular function: ribonuclease T2 activity; RNA binding. The record is from RefSeq and is a predicted model, not a curated record.
AUGUUGGCUGUUCCAAUUGCUUUAGCUUUUGGGUUACAAGUUGUUGCUGCUACACCUUACUCGGCACCGUACUUUGGUAAAUUCUUCCACGGUCAAAGAAUUUCUGGUGACUCUUCAUCUGAUGGUAAUAACUACCCAGUUCAGGAUUGUUCCAGCUUUAUUGAAAACACUCCUGAUUCCUGGUCUUGUCACAACACUUCGGUCAUUUCAUCUGACAGCCAAUGUUGCUUCGAGGAUUAUGGUAUAUUGUUACAAACCCAAUUUUGGGAUUUCAACACCACUUUGUUGGAUGUUGCAGUCAACGGUUCAACUCAAGAAGUGCUUGAUGCUGAGAUCAGAAGCAAGAUUGAAACAUUUGAUGACGACAUCAAGUCAACCUUCACCAUUCAUGGGUUAUGGAAUGAUCUUUGUAAUGGAUCGUACAAUCAGUACUGUCAACCUGAUUGGGAAGUUGACAAUGCCAAGGACAAUCUUACUUAUCUCAUUGGUGAAAAGUUUGACAAACCAGAGUUGUUGAAAAUAAUGCAAAAAUAUUGGAUCAAUACUCUCAAGUCAAACGUUGAAGAUCAGGCUAGUAUAGCAUUGUGGGAACACGAGUAUAACAAACAUGGUACUUGUAUGAACACAUUACUGCCAUCUUGUUUUGUUGGUGACUAUCAAGAGUUCGAAAAUGCAGUCAAUUUUUUUGAAAAGACAGUUGAGAUAUGGUCACAACUUGACACUUUCCAGUUCUUAGCAAGUGCGGGAAUAUAUCCAACUGUGACAAGGCAAUACAAGUUGGGUGAUAUUGAAGCUGCUUUGCAAAAGGCACAUGGUGCAUCUGUCUAUGUUGGUUGCUUGAAUGAGUCCAUCAGUGAAAUUUGGUAUUAUCAUAAUUUGCAAGGAAGCGUCUUGACAGGAACAUAUAAACCAAUUGAUUCCUUGGCAAAUAGUACCUGUAAGGAAGAUGUUUGGUACCUUCCCAAGUAG